This is a messenger RNA of Diversispora eburnea, 1650 nucleotides long. Lineage: Eukaryota; Fungi; Glomeromycota; Glomeromycetes; Diversisporales; Diversisporaceae. The record is from the annotation of a GenBank genome assembly.
AUGUUACUUUGGGAACUUUUUUUCGAAAAAAUGCCAUACGAAAAAUGGAAUAUAUUGAAGAUUAAAGAACACGUAUUAGCUGGUAAAAGAGAAAAAAUCACAUGGGGAAAGGCUCUACCAGAUGUUCGAGAACUUCAAAAAGGCUUGGCGAAAAUCAUUGUGUCUGCUAAACUUUUACCUGAUAAGGCAUUAGAUUUAGAUGGAUUUGCGGAUUUACCGGACAUGUACAUGGAUGGUGAAGGAAAUGAUCAUAAAAAGGCUAGUGAAUUGUUUAAAGAAGCAGCUGAUGAUGAAAUCUCGGAUGCUCAAUUACUUUAUGCAUUUUCAUUAGUUAAUAAUCCACCAGUAAAAUUUGAUCGUGAAAUAUUUUUAAAAUAUAUAACCAAAGCUGCAGAUAAUAAGAAUCCCACUGCACAAUUUAACUUGGGAGAGAUAUAUUUGCACGACAUAGAUGAUUUUAAUAUUGAUGAAAUACCACAAAUAAUUCCUCUCAAAGAAGGUAUUGCAGCUCAUAAGAAGAAAGAGUAUGCAAAGGCUUGGAAAUUUUUUUCAGCGCAUGCAGAGUUAGAAAAUGCAACUGCAAAAUAUUGGAAAGGAUGUUACUUGUGGGAAGGAAUUGGGGUUGAGAAAGAUCAUAAAAAGGCUGGUGAAUUGCUUAAAGAAGCAGCUGAUUCUGGAAUCGAUGAAGAAUUAGUCAAAAAAUAUUUAAGAUUGGCAGCUCUCAAUGAUCAAUCUAAAGCUAAAGAGCUUUUACGAAAAUUAGGGAUUAAUGGCCGUUUUUAUAAUUCUGGUCCAUCGACUGCAUCUGAAUCAAAGACUCAAGAUAAUAAAGUUAGACAGGGAACAGGAAUUGCACUAGUAAUAGCUAAUAUCGCGAAAUUAAAUGUUAAAAUUUAUGACACAAAUCCAAAGCAAAUUGAAAAAGGAUUGGAUUUAAUUAAUAAUUUAAUCGAAAAAGAAGUUUCAAAACAGCGAAUCACUCGUGAACACGCGGAAUCCACUAAAUCACGAAUUGGAACAAUUUCAAUUAUUGAAGAAUUAGAUGAUACAAAUUUCAUAAUUGAAGCUGUUUCCGAAAAUAUUAAUUUGAAAUGUAAAAUAUUUGAAAAUUUAGAUAAUAUUUUAAAAAAGGAUACCAUCCUUGCUACUAACACCAGUAGUAUCAGUAUUACUAAAAUUGCUGCUGCUACUAAAAGACCUGAAAAAGUUAUUGGUAUGCACUUUAUGAAUCCUGUACCAGUAAUGAAACUUGUAGAAAUAAUUCCAGGAUUAGCUACUUCAGAAGAAACUUUAAAUAUUACAAAAAAUUUGACUGCAAAGAUGGGUAAAACUUAUACUCAAUCACAAGAUGUUCCUGGGUUUAUAGCUAAUAGACUAUUAAUUCCUUAUAUUAAUGAAGCUAUAAUUGCUCUUGAACAGGGAAUUGGUACAAAAGAAGAUAUUGAUACUACCAUGAAACUUGGUACAAAUGUUCCAAUGGGACCAUUAGCAUUAGCAGAUUUUAUUGGUCUUGAUACAUGUUUGGCUAUUAUGAAAGUAUUACACAAUGAAAUUGGUGACACUAAAUAUAGACCUGCUGUAUUAUUACAGAAAUAUGUAGAUGCUGGUUGGAAAGGAAAAAAGUGUGGAAGGGGUUUUUAUCAAUACUAA